AUGCUCUUACUUAUACACCUGCUCGUACUUCUUAUAGUACACUUCACUCCCUCGCUGGCAGACCAUGACUAUGCCUUUCAUCCCUCAUGCGCUCGUUAUCCUUCAAUUCGUGCCCAUGCCCAGGAAACUAUAAGAAUAGCCUCACUAGUCUUCGAGACUGUGCAGGAUAUAGACAAUCUUGGUAUCGACGAUCUGCGCAUCAUGUAUCAGAUGACUUUUGAACCAGCACCUCAUGAUAUCGUACUUGUUGCAGAGACUAAACACGCUCUUCUCCAAAUGAUGCACACAAUUGAGGAGUAUACAGAGCUGCAAAGUGGGGACAACGCAUUCGACUGGCGAAGCGCAGAGAUUCUCAUCUUCUGCGAUGAUGACCGCUGGGUACCGAUGCGGGACCGUACCGAAUUUCCCUCUGGUAUCAACUUCCACGGUCACCCUCCCCCUGGGCUACGAAACUCUAUGCAGGACCCCGAAAAUGUGCUAUGGGUUGAUCGUGUGAUUGCCCUCGAGAGCCUGCAAUCAGUACAUGCCUGGAGCAGAGAUAGCGACCACAAGCGGCUGUUUCGGCAACUGUUCGGACUCGAUCGCAAUUAUGUGGAGAUCCAAAUGAUCAGAGGCUCACUUGCGGAUUUCUUUUGGAUGCUUUCGACGCUUCCAGAGGCGUUCGGCACAAGGGCUAGAAUCUUGUCAAUGGCAGACACAAUCAUCUUCUGCAAUGAUGAUCGCUGGCAGCAGCUACCGGACCGUCCCGAAUCUCCCCCUGAGCUACGCAACUCUGAGCUGCCGGUUAACCAACGAAUGUGGUUUGAUACUGUAGUCCGUAUGAGGACGAGGGGCACGCCAGGUUGUCUUCAGGAAGGAAUGGAUGACGUGUUCUACCCAAGCUCGAUCAGGUGUUAUGCGUGUACUCAAUUCUCAUGGUGUGGAAAUCGAUGGCCAACAGACUCAUACCGUCUCAUCUCGAACCCUGAUAACGGUGCAUCCAUCCGCGGUUCAAGGAUCAAAGACAUCACCGGAAAUUAUCUAAGUAUUGUGUUUCUACGUAUGCUUAUACGCUCGCCGCGCAUGCAGAUGGUUUUUCACGGGGCGGACGCGGCAAUACGCGAUCAGUCUAGUAACUCAGGACCCUACAAUAGGAAACGUCUUUUGAUGUAUGCCGUGGGGGUCUAUCUUAAUCACCUAGGCUACAGGUUUGAAUGGGAUUCUCGUGGUACAACGAAUUACCGGAUAGUAGGGGCACCUUGA
Molecule: messenger RNA, 1242 nt
Organism: Pseudovirgaria hyperparasitica
Lineage: Eukaryota; Fungi; Ascomycota; Dothideomycetes; Acrospermales; Acrospermaceae
Exons: 4
Coding region: 1-1242 (413 amino acids)
Source: RefSeq, a predicted model, not a curated record